Messenger RNA from Penicillium manginii, 1593 nucleotides. RefSeq lists its product as uncharacterized. Lineage: Eukaryota; Fungi; Ascomycota; Eurotiomycetes; Eurotiales; Aspergillaceae. The record is from RefSeq and is a predicted model, not a curated record. The transcript is spliced from 4 exons. The coding region runs from base 1 to 1593 and encodes 530 amino acids.
AUGACAACAAUUAUUCUUCCCACGGACAUUUUAUCAACAGAGCCUAGAAAACGCGGCUCUUAUGGCUCUCUUCUCACCCAUAUCGUCCGCGCGUCCCUUGAUGCCGAGGAAGCCGUCCAUAUCUUCGCCUCUCUGCUCCUUGGAACUCAUCAAUCGGGAUUUUCGAAAUUUGAUGCCCAUGUUGGCGACACAGCUUGCCAUAUUCGGGCAAGCCUCGUGCGAGAAUUAUACAUGUCGUGCAAGAAGGAGGACGCCGAAGGCUAUGCAUCGUUGCUUUCAGCGAUGGCGGUGCAUUUUAGACGUAUCCGCAAAGCUGCCGAGAUAACUUGCUUUCAGUUGACACAACAUCGUGCGAACCCUGUAGUUGUGGGUUUCAGUGCAAAGCAAGACACUCUUGACAAUAUCAUUAAUGCUCUCUGCAGCCUAAAAUUGGACGGCGCCGACGUCGAUAAAACUAAAUCAAUCUCUACAGGCCCUACCUUCAACAGAAGUUUUCUCCACCCACUUCGCUUCUUCGACUCGCUUGAACAGCCGGUAACUUCGGUCCUUCCAAGCGAACCAAGUCAUCUGAUCCGUUUUAUCAUCUACUCAUACGUUUUGUCAAAGUACAAGCGGUUCAUCAUGACGAAGAGCGGGUUAGGAUGUCGCUUGGAUCCUAAACUCGCCUGUGAAGAGGGCCUACGCUUAAUAAAGCCGUACUGGAAUAUCCAGAACAAAGAUUACCGGGAUGCCACACCGAAACCAAUCGUGGAGGAAUUCAAUGCCCUCCAGGCAUGGCUGUCUCAGUUUGGAUGCACCUGGCUCAGGUCUCUGUCCACUGCUAAUCUCGGGGGAUUACUACAUGCCAGACUCGCUCGGUCGUCUUUCCGAAAGUCUGUUAGGGGACAACAUGCAGCUGCCUGCUUCCCUGCAUUUUUGUUACUGCGGGAUCUAUGGGCGAAAUCAAGGCCCACUAUGUUUUUGGUAGAUCGAUUUUUCUGUUCACACGGCUCCCAUUACCGCCUUUUGAUCUUCGAGAUAGAUGCGAUCACACCAAGUAGGCAGCGCGGAAUGCCAUUGACAAUUCAAUGGAAGCUCACUGAAACGGACACCGCCACACUAGCUCGCGAGAAAAGCGAAGCCUCUCCAUGCCUUGUUCUUGUAGGAAACAGCAUCAAUGGUAAUAAUGAAGAGUAUAUUGGACGUGUUUUGGACACAGAGAAAAACAAUUCUCUCAAAAAUGUCAGGCACCACGAUGAUCAGGAUUGUGAUGACUUCAAACGCCAUUCUUCCAAACUGGGUGCUGCUGAUUUGGACAAAAUCCUUCUAGCUAGUUUUGGCGCGCACAAAUCUUAUUGCAUCCCACGAAAAGUUGACUGGGACGAAAAGCAGGAAAGAGAAAUAAUUCUGUCCAACCUGGGCUCCCACUUUGAAAUGGCAGAGUUCAGGCAAAUGUGGGAGAUGAACCGCGAAGCCAUCAAUGAGCUCGGAGCCGGUCCAGACAACCUAGAGGUGUUUAGACUACAGCACGUCUUCACUGAGACUAGAUUCGGCGUCGGUGAACUGAUCCGAUCAUGGGCUCGUGACGAUAACUUGUCCCCACUGCCAGUUUGA